Messenger RNA from Paramecium sonneborni, 460 nucleotides. Lineage: Eukaryota; Ciliophora; Oligohymenophorea; Peniculida; Parameciidae. The record is from the annotation of a GenBank genome assembly.
AUGAGACAUAAAUCGAUUGGAUAAAAAAUUUAUAUUGAAGGAUCGCUAUUAUUGAGUGAAGAAUCAAAUUACUCCUUUAGACCAAGGUUUUUAAAACACAAAAAUUUCUAUACAAAGAAACCUUUGUUUGAAUGUCAUCAUGUGACUCCAACUUAGAAACAUGCUAAAGAAAUUCUUGACAAGAUUUGUCAUGUCAAUAAAAAAGCAAUAAUUACAGUGAGACCUGAAUCAUCAUUUUAAAAAAGAAAAGAAUUUUCUGUAGAUUAAUGUUUAAGUACAAGAGGAUCAAUACAAAGAAAAUAAAUUAGAAUUAAAUCAAUAAACAGAUCAAACAUUCAAAACAAACUAUUAGACUAAGAUUGGUUAGCAUUUGUGUUGGAUUGAAAAAGCCAACGUUUCUCUUGGAAUAAUAAUUGAUUUAUUUUGAUAAAUAUUUAGGUUAAGUUUCAUAAUAUUAAAA